AUGGGAACAGAUAAAUCGUUAAUUUUGAGCGGGUUUAAGGAGGACUGUGAAGAAUUACUUAGCCGUUUCGAACAAGCGAACGAUAUUAGAUUUCAGACAUUUUGCGAGAUUUGGAAAGAAAUGAAAUUUUCUCUGGUGUUUACUGGACGCCCUGCAUACAUAGAAUUAUUAGAAUUUUGCGAGGAAGCUCUAAAUAUCUGCAAAAAGUUUCUUUUUUUGCCUUCAAGAUUCAAAGAACGUAUUGGAGGAUUGUACCUUUUAUAUGGAAUAUAUUAUAAGAUGCCUACCAACCAAUUCAAAAUUAGAAUAAAAUUAGAUGAUUGCAAAAGCAUCAAAGAUCUCCAUGCAGAAAUAAAAGAAGCAGAGCAUUUGGAUGCUAAUUAUAUUUUAUGUAAAUUGAUAGCAGAUAAUGCAUUUCACUUUUGUAUUUUCGAUAAAGAGUAUGGGUUAGAAAAACAUUAUCGUACAAAGGAAUCACAGGUGUCCUUUAAUCCAUAUUCUGUAUUGCCAGCUUUAAAAGACUUGACAGAUAAGCAUCAGAUGCUAUCAGAGAUUGAUGCAUUAUGUAAAUCUUAUGAAGAAAAGAAACAGAAACUGGUAGCCACGAAUAAAUCGAGCAAUAGUUUGAAUCUGUUUGAUGCAAAUAUUGCUGCAGAAAUUAUUAAUGAUAUUCGAGAGUUUGAGGAACAAAGAAGAAAUCAACAGACACAGAAUAGUUCUGCUGCUUCUACCUCAAGAGGGGAAUAUAAGAAGAAAUCUAUUGGCAAGGCAAAAAUGCGACCACUACUUAAUGAUGCUUCCCAAACAGACUCAAAUGAAUCCGACGAAGAUGGGAUACUAGAGAUUGAUUUUGAUUCAGAUAAACUAGAUUCAGAGUAAAAUAAUAAGCAAACAAUUCUAUUCUGUAAGUGUAUUGCUUUGUUGUAAUAUAGAAUACUAAGCAGAUUAUCGUUUAUAUUUAAA
Dufourea novaeangliae is the source of this 963-nucleotide messenger RNA. It is a transcript of the gene Pbp45, whose product is annotated as snRNA-activating protein complex subunit 1. Gene Ontology annotation, molecular function: sequence-specific DNA binding. The transcript has 4 exons. Lineage: Eukaryota; Metazoa; Arthropoda; Insecta; Hymenoptera; Halictidae. Bases 1 to 879 code for a protein of 292 amino acids. Gene Ontology annotation, cellular component: snRNA-activating protein complex. Gene Ontology annotation, biological process: snRNA transcription by RNA polymerase III; snRNA transcription by RNA polymerase II. The record is from RefSeq and is a predicted model, not a curated record.